This is a messenger RNA of Spea bombifrons (plains spadefoot toad), 1358 nucleotides long. RefSeq names its product ubiquitin conjugating enzyme E2 F (putative) (gene UBE2F). Lineage: Eukaryota; Metazoa; Chordata; Amphibia; Anura; Pelobatidae. The record is from RefSeq and is a predicted model, not a curated record. The coding region runs from base 189 to 746 and encodes 185 amino acids. The transcript is spliced from 10 exons.
GUGUGUGUUUGUGAUGUGGAUAAGACAUGCAAACAUUAGGAAACAUACUACUGUCAUCUGUACACAGGCUUCACUUAGUUUACUUAGCUGUUCGCUAGAAAUUAUUCUUCCGUAUUGUAUUAACUGUAUGAUACGCACAGGUUCGUUUCCCUGCCGGUGAAUAUAUAUUAAUGUAAACUGUAGCAGUCAUGUUGACACUAGCGAGCAAGUUGAAGCGGGAGGAUGGCGUUAAAGGGAGACGAGCAUCCAACACAACCUCAGACUCUACUCGCAGAGUGUCCAUCCGAGACAGAUUACUUGUGAAAGAAGUAGCAGAACUUGAAGCCAAUCUACCAUGCACCUGCAAAGUAAAUUUCCCCGAUCCCAACAAGUUGCAUUACUUCCAGCUGAUAGUAAGCCCAGAUGAAAGUUACUACCAAGGAGGAAGAUUCCAGUUUGAAAUUGAGGUUCCUGAUGCAUAUAACAUGGUGCCUCCAAAAGUGAAAUGCUUAACGAGGAUCUGGCAUCCCAACAUCACUGAGACUGGCGAGAUCUGUUUAAGUUUACUGCGGGAGCAUUCAAUAGAUGGCACAGGCUGGGCCCCCACAAGAACAUUAAAGGAUGUUGUGUGGGGAUUAAACUCCUUGUUUACAGAUCUGUUAAAUUUUGAUGACCCUUUGAACAUUGAGGCAGCAGAGCAUCAUUUGAGGGAUAAGGAUGAAUAUCGAAAUAAAGUUGAGGAUUACAUAAGGCGCUAUGCCAGAUGAUGCCAUGAAGACAACUUCAUCACUUGGCGCUCCCUCCAGGAGAACUGGCCAACCUUGGUGAUGUUCCUAUGGACAAGUGGGGGAAGAAACUGGACUUAACACAACAGAUUUUGUGCCCUCCUCCUCUCAAAGACUCAGACAAUUAUUUUACCUCCAGCCCCCUGCACUCCCCUCAGAGCUUGAUGUUCCUCCUAAUCAGGACUUUCAAAAUGCUUCUCCCCCUUCUGGUUUGGCUUUUGAUGUGUGUGCUUUUUGAGUGGGGAGACUAACACGAGUUGUUUGUUUUUUCUUUUUUGUGUCAAAAACAGCUUUUAAAAGUACAGGGGCAUAAUGUGAAUUGAAAGGAAAAGAAACAUAUAUUAUAUGCUGAUGUCUAAAGCCACAUUAAUUCUAGGAUAUACAAGAUUUGAUUUCCAUGGGAGUUGUGCAACAUGUAGCAGGUCACAGAGGCACAAGGAUUUUGGCACCUAUUAUCAGAUUUUCUCCAGGUGUCCAGAAAAUAUAGAUCUGCCGUUUGCAGUGUUGUUUAACUUUGAGUAUUAACCAUUUUGUUGUCAGUUCUGCAAAUCAUUCUUCAGUAAAGAGUUUUAAAUAAAAACAAGGUAUUUUCAA